AUGAUGUCCGUGAAGAAGCCGCAAAGCUCUUAUCUCAUCUUUUGUAAUGAGCGGCGCAGAGACGUGAUGAAUGAGAAUCCUGGUGUUCGCAUCGGUGAGAUACAAAAAAUUAUUAGUGCAAAAUGGAACGAGUUGACGACAGAAGAGAAGGACGUGUAUGUGGAACUGGCAAACAAGGAUAAGGCUCGCUACAAGCAGGAAAUACUUGACCACCCACAGGUCGAUGAAGAGAUUAAUUUAAAGGAAAAGAUGGCACAGAACUCUAAUGCUUGCAUUUAUCCAUUGGGAAGAGUUCGAAAGAUUGUACAGAGCGAUCCGGAUAUCGGCAAGGUUUCGAAGGAUGCGCUUAUUGCAAUCGCCAAAGCCUCGGAGCUGUUUGCUCAAUUUUUAGGUACCAAGAGUUACGAGCAAGCUUUGUAUCGCAACAAACGACAGAUUAAAGCGUCGGAUGUAACGCGCACAAUACAAACCACUGCGUCGCUAGAUUGGCUGCGUGAAGACUUUCCAGAUUCCAAACAUACCAAGGUAGAUAUUGCAGCUGAGCGUAAAGCGAAGAAGGAAGAAGAAAUGAAAGAUAAGGCAUUGCCAGACAGCGCUUCCUUUUUUAAACCCAGAUCUGACAGUGGCAAGACGAAAAUGUGUAGCCAGUAA
This is a messenger RNA of Plasmopara halstedii, 651 nucleotides long. RefSeq names its product nuclear y ccaat-box binding factor c subunit nf yc. The transcript has 2 exons. NCBI's taxonomy places the organism in Eukaryota, Oomycota, Peronosporomycetes, Peronosporales, Peronosporaceae. The record is from RefSeq and is a predicted model, not a curated record. Bases 1 to 651 code for a protein of 216 amino acids. Gene Ontology annotation, molecular function: protein heterodimerization activity.